ACCUUUAAAACCUCCGCUCUCAUCUCGCCCCAAAUCCCCACUUCGCUCCUCCUGCACACCAACAAACAGAUCCAUCCGCUUCCUCUCCGACCACCGCCAAACCCUACAGGAGAGAAUCGCCGCCAUGAACGACCUCAUGACCAAGUCCUUCAUGAGCUACGUCGACCUGAAGAAGGCGGCGAUGAAGGACCUGGAGGCGGGGGACGGGACCGAGCUCACGGAGGCGGGCGGCGCCACCGACGAGCGCCUCAAGGGCUUCUUCGUCGAGGUGGAGGUGGUCAAGGAGGAGAUGUCCGCCAUCCGCGACGCGCUCGCCCGCCUCCACGAGGCCAACGAGGAGGGCAAGUCGCUGCACCAGCCCGACGCGCUGCGCGCCCACCGCGGCCGCGUCAACGCCGACAUCGUGGCCGUGCUCCGCCGCGCCCGCGAGAUCCGCGUCAGGAUCGAGGCCCUGGACCGCGCCAACGCCGCGCAGCGCAGGCUCUCCGCCGGCUGCGGCGAGGGCACCACCCUCGACCGCACACGCACCUCCGUCACCGCCGGACUCCGGAAGAAGCUCAAGGGCAUCAUGCUCGACUUCCAGGCGCUGCGCCAGCGGAUGAUGGCCGAGUACAAGGACACCGUCGAGCGACGCUACUACACGCUCACCGGGGAGGUGCCCGAGGACGAGGUCAUCGAGCGCAUCAUCUCCGAGGGCAAGGGCGAGGAGAUCAUGGGCGCCGCCGUCGCCGAGCACGGCAAGGGCGCCGUGCUCGCGGCGCUGCACGAGAUCCAGGACCGACACGACGCCGCGAGGGAGGUCGAGCGCAGCCUGCUCGAGCUCCACCAGGUGUUCCUCGACAUGGCCGUCGUCGUCGAGUCGCAGGGGGAGAAGCUCGACGACAUCGUCACCCACGUCGACAACGCCAGGGACUACGUCCACACCGGCAACAAGGAGCUCGGCAAGGCACGCGAGCACCAGCGCGGCAGCCGCAAGUGUCUCUGCAUCGGAAUCAUCCUGCUGCUCCUCCUCAUCCUCAUCGUCAUCGUCCCCAUCGCCACCAGCCUCAAGAGAUCCUAAAUUCCUACUAAUUCGCAAGCAAGGAAGGGCACCACCGGAAACAUGUGACGAUGAUCAUCUAGACACCUGCAGUUGUGUCUAUGUUGUUUCGAUUUUUUCGUACUCUGCUACCUAGUAGUAAUUCGUUAAUUUCUUUAUGCCCCAAUGUUGUUAUGUGUAUCGUCAGGAUUUAUCUGAUGAUGAAUAGUAAUAUCAUAUAUCUGUUCCGUUAA
Molecule: messenger RNA, 1272 nt
Organism: Lolium perenne
Lineage: Eukaryota; Viridiplantae; Streptophyta; Magnoliopsida; Poales; Poaceae
Product: syntaxin-111
Biological process (GO): exocytosis; vesicle fusion; intracellular protein transport
Cellular component (GO): SNARE complex; plasma membrane; endomembrane system
Molecular function (GO): SNARE binding; SNAP receptor activity
Source: RefSeq, a predicted model, not a curated record